This is a messenger RNA of Tuber melanosporum (Perigord truffle), 1533 nucleotides long. RefSeq lists its product as uncharacterized. Gene Ontology annotation, cellular component: cytoplasm; Ragulator complex. The coding region runs from base 510 to 770 and encodes 86 amino acids. The record is from RefSeq and is a predicted model, not a curated record. NCBI's taxonomy places the organism in Eukaryota, Fungi, Ascomycota, Pezizomycetes, Pezizales, Tuberaceae. The transcript is spliced from 4 exons.
CAUCCUGUCACUCCCACCAUCCCAGACCUUACAUACAACCUUACCCUGCCAACCGGUAUUCUUACCAUAAUAUCAUACAAGUACAGUACCUAUCAUACCCGUGCGGUCCGUACCAAAGCCUAUCAUUGUUUCACCAACACCGCGUUUCCAAUCUAAUUCAGUCCAGCCCCGGCUUUCUCUCACUUUUUUCUUUUCUUUUCUUUCUUCUUUCCCUUUCUUUUUUCUCUCUCUUCAUUUUCUCUCUCUCUUUCACUGUUGGUUGGAUUUCCUUCGCUAUUUUAACUCAACUGACAGACGCACACCUUUCCGCUCUCACCUCCUUGACUGCAUACCCACCCACCUACCUACCUACCACCAACCUACCAACCUACCAACCUACCUGCCUGCCUGCCUGCCUGCAUACAUACAUACAUACAUACAUACAUACAUACGUCUGUCACUGCUCCUACAGCUUCAUAUUUAUUUAUUCUAAUACCGGCAUUUCGACACUUGGAAGAAAGGUUGAAACAAUGGAUCCAACGGCCAUUUGCAGAUGGUUGGAGAGUGUGAUGGAAGCGCAAGGUGUGACGGGUGCCCUCCUGAUCGAUAGCUCUACGGGAAUUUGCUUGGGAGCGGCGGGUAAGGCCACUGAGGAUGACGCGACUUUCUUAGCCGUUGCGUCACGGGGUGCGCUCGACGGGGAGGGUGUUGGGGCUGUCGCUUUUAAGGACAGUCGGGUUAUGCUCAAGAAGGGAGACGGAGUCCUUGUUGCCGUGUUCAAGGACCUGUGAGGUAUUAUUAUCAUCAUACAUGGCGGCCGUAAACUGGGCGCUUGGUUUAUAUUUCCUUACUAUCAUUUCUCCUUUCUCUCUCAACUUUCACACACUCCUUGCCGUUUCCUUUGUCGGAGGGAUAAAUAGAUGGUGCAACAAAUAGAUGGAAUGGACUGGACUGGGCAUUAAUAUCUCGUUUAAUUUUUUCCUUACAUUUUUACACUCUAUCUUUAGAUAUUUCUUAUAGGUGGAAGGAAUUAUUCUUAUAUGUCGGGGCGUUGGUGGUGGGAUAAAAUAGAAUUAGAGGAAUUAUCGGGUAAUAAUGCUUUCCUGUUAUAUCUUACAUUUUUUUUUUUUUUUUUUGACGGUUUUUCGUGAUGGUAUUUUGUGGGUGCGGUCACGCUGUGAAGGAAUCUGGAAAUUCCCGGUUCCUUGGGUUUUGGCUCGGGUGUCGUCAGACUGCAGAUUUGGCUGAUGUGGAUCCGGGAGGGUGGCAGGCGUCUGGUGUGAAGGGGGGGGUUGUUGUGCUUUGCGUGGUGUUGGGAAAAGAUAUCACAUUGAUGGAAGGAAGGAAUACUCGUCUACAGUACGAGUAUAGAGUACAUGGCGAUACCCCCUCCCCACUUGAGAAAGAGCCUGAAUUGCAUUAUAGUUUUCCUUUACUUAAGCUGUUGAGAGUACUGCACUGUACUCGUACCAGUACAGUGCCCUCCAGGCAGGUAUUUUGGGGAGCUCUGCUGACAUGCAUAUUAUCGGUACAAUCUCCUAUCCUCCCCCCCCU